AUCAACCCAGAGCCGCCGCCUGCUCACCGCCGAGGAAAGCCUUUCAUGUCAGCGGAGGAAGCCGCUAGGAAUCCUCCCGCACAUCAAAGGCACCUUCUGGAUCAGGGCAAGGGGUGCAAACCCGGGGAAUCCCUGUUGCUACUUGCUACACGUGGCUGCAAGUCUCAGCAUUGCUAGUGUUGCACGUGUUUGGGGGAAAUAAAACACGCACACUCAUACACAGAGAAAACACGCUGCCUUCAUAAAUCCUUCCACAAAGUGCCAGCCAAUGCAAAAUCCAAACAAGGGAUCUUAGUGUAUUUGAUCUUGGAAGCCACUGUUAAUUUCGUCACUAUUUUAGAUCAAAGGAGUUUUCUAUCCCCAUGGUCAAAAUAACAUUAUCUAUUGAGGAAUUAUUUAUCUCACAAAGUAAUGCAGAGAACAAAUGAAUAGAUUGAUAGUACCCAUCAAUCAGCAUUAAUGUUAAUAUUUAAUGUUGCUAUCUGCGAACUCUGCACACUAGAGAACAGCUAUAUCUUACCAAACUGAUUUACUGUCUUCCGUGUGUUUAAUGCUUCAACUAUCAAAUAAACUAGCAGCCUAGGGGUUACAUUUUAGGAUUUUGAACGAAUGAUGGUCCAAAAGUUUAUCAUCUAUGUAUAUAUCUAUCAUAGCUGAUCUAUAACUGCAUUAGUAUCAGAAUGGUUAUAAAUUGUAAUGAAUAUUAUCUCACUCAUUCACUGAAUCCAGUGUAUUAGAUCUACUUUAAUGCUGCCAAGCUGUUUAUCUUUAAAGAGGGGGAAGAGAGAGAGAGAGAGAGAGAGAGACAUGGCUAAGAUGAAAACAAAGCAAUUAAAAAGAUUGACAGGUGUGGUUUGUGUGAGAUCUAUAUGAAAUUGUCAGGAUGACGUUGGCAGCAGGAGGAGGAGUAACUAAGUGAAGCAGGAAAAGCAGCUCGAUGUGUCUGUCUAUCAGUUGAGACUGUCUGAGAAGCCCUGGGAUCUGAAUGUGUGUUAUAUUACACUGAAAAAAAGAAGAGGGGACGGUGGUUCUCCUCCUCUCCAAGGAGUUUAUACAGCCCGUGAUCAUUUCUCUCCAGCGAAAGGAAAAAAAUAUAUAUUUUUGCAAAUUAUUUUAAAUAUUAUAUCUGCAACAUCUGAUAUUUAUAUUGCAGAUGGAGAUGAUAUUAAAAUAACAUUUGAAAAUGCACUCUACCUGUCAACGUGCAUUUGUCUCAGUGAAGAAGAAUAGACUGCAAAGUAAGAGCCGGUGAUGCUUGAAGUGACUGAUACUACAGUGAAUGUAUAUGUCUCUGCUCUUCUGAUUUUAUUACAUUCCUGCUGGGCGAAUACAUGCCAAGGAGAACAAGAGGAGACACCGGAAUCGAUCAGUUGCUAAAAGAAGGGGGGAAAAAAAGCAGAAAUGAAACAAGCCCUUGCAAUCCAUAAAAUAUACAAAUCCACGAGCUGAAGGCAGAGAGAGGGGGGAAAAGUUGCUUCUUUUGAGACUCUUCUUCUUUGAUCUUGGAGAAAAAGGCUGUAGGGGGAGUGACUGUACUUACCAUCUUAUCGCUGCUUUUCCAGCCCCACCGAGGGGAGAAGCCAGCCACAGAAUUGUAAGAUUAAAAACAUAUAUAUGAUCUUAUAACACGGACAUUUAGAAUGGAUUUGGAAUUCAGCGUGAUUUGAUUUUUAUUUAAUUUAUUUUUUUUAAUCUUUUUGGAGAUUGUCUAUUUCUUUGGGAAGCAGAGAAUAAAUCUAUAUAUAUGUAUAUACAGAUGACUACAAAUUAUUACAAAUAUUAAAGUCAACUUGAGUGACCGGAUUGUGUGCCAUCCUGCCCUCCCUUUUCCAGGGAGAGGCGAGUCCAGCUCAGCUGCCAUAGGGCUGGGGGUAUAGCCCACCACAAACUGGUUUAUUGUCCCUGCCCCACCUUCUGCACUGCGAGAAAGGAGAAACUUUAUUUUCCCAUCUGCUAAUCAUCUCAUGUCUCACCAGACGGCCUCUCAAUUUUGUUUUUGUUUUUUUUAAUUUUAUAUUUUUAUUGCCCCGUGUCCUGCAUGAACAGAGAGGAAUUGGAGAAGCCCUGCGGAAGCCCCCAAGCUGAGCUAGCAGGAUGCCCAGGAGAAAGCAGCAAGCACCGCGUCGAUCUGCAGCAUAUGUUCCUGCAGAAGAGUUAAAAGCUGCUGAAGUAGACGAAGAUAAUAUAGAAGAUGAUGGUCUGUCUUUGGAUGUCCAGGACAGUGAGUUUUUAUACGAGGAACCAGAAAUUAAAGAUACUCAGAGCUACCAAAACUCACCAGUCAGCAGUGUUACUAACCAGGAUGCAGGCUAUGGAUCACCAUUUAGUGAGACAAGUGAUCAUAUAGCUGAUUUCAAAAGUACUUCAUCUAAAGAUGGCCAAGAGAGGGAGGAUGGCCAGAAUAUGGACAAUGGAUCUUACCCUCAAGACAGUUUGGCACAAAUCAAAGCAGUAUAUACAAACUUGCUUUCAGAGUGCAGCUGGUCUAAUCUAGCAUUAGACUUGAAAAAAUCAAACUCAUCUAUAAGCACUAAUAAAAGUAGCCAGAUUGAGAACAUCAAUGAAAAAAGUAACUCGGUUUCACCUCCUAUUAUCACAAGCAGCAAUAGUACCAACACAAGUUCUAGCAUAAGUGUUAGUACAAAUAACAGUGCCAGUAGUAACAGUGCUUCAGGGUAUGACUGGCACCAGGCAGCUUUAGCGAAAACAUUGCAGCAAACAUCAUAUGGUCUUCUACCAGAGCCCAGCCUUUUCAGCACAGUGCAGCUUUAUCGGCAAAAUAAUAAACUAUAUGGGUCUGUUUUUACUGGUGCCAGUAAGUUUAGAUGCAAAGACUGCAGUGGAGCUUAUGAUACUUUGGUUGAGCUAACUGUGCACAUGAAUGAGACUGGACAUUAUCGUGAUGACAAUAGAGAUAGAGAGGCUGAAAGAACAAGACGCUGGUCUAAACCUAGAAAGAGAUCACUUAUGGAAAUGGAAGGUAAAGAGGAUGCACAGAAGGUGUUAAAAUGUAUGUAUUGUGGACAUUCAUUUGAAUCUCUGCAGGACCUAAGUGUCCACAUGAUAAAAACGAAGCAUUACCAAAAAGUGCCUCUAAAGGAGCCAGUACCAGCCAUCACAAAACUGGUCCCUUCUACAAAAAAGCGAGCACUUCAGGAUGUAGCUUCUCCAGAUUCACCUGAGCAAGCAGGAAUAUCGCCCGGGGCCUCAGCCGGUGAUACGGCAAAGGACUCAAAAUCUGCUAAUCCAUAUGUGACGCCAAACAAUCGAUAUGGAUACCAAAAUGGUGCUAGCUAUACAUGGCAAUUUGAGGCUCGAAAGGCACAAAUCUUAAAGUGCAUGGAGUGUGGUAGUUCCCAUGAUACAUUGCAACAACUUACAGCUCAUAUGAUGGUCACCGGACACUUUUUAAAAGUUACGAACUCUGCCUCCAAGAAAGGAAAGCAGCUUGUUAUGGAUGCAGUAGUUGAAGAAAAAGUUCAGUCCAUACCUCUGCCCCCAACUACACAUGCUAGGCUGCCAGCAUCCUAUAUAAAGAAGCAGCCAGAUUCUCCAACUGGAUCUAUGCAUUCCGAGGAAAGGAAAGAGCCUGAGAAGGAGAUUGUGAACAGUUUGGAUACAGAUAAGAAGAUCAAAGAGGAAUGUGAGGAUUCUGAAAAACUAGACCCGUCAACAGUGUAUCAGUACCUUCGAGAGGAAGAUUUAGAUGAUAGUCCAAAAGGUGGAUUAGAUAUUUUAAAAUCACUAGAAAACACAGUUUCAUCUGCAAUCAGCAAGGCCCAGAAUGGAGCACCUUCUUGGGGUGGAUAUCCCAGUAUCCAUGCUGCUUAUCAGUUGCCCGGAACUGUCAAAGCAAUGCAACCAGCUGUGCAGAGCAUUCAAAUGCAACCAUCCUAUGCCAGCAGUGUUAAAUCUCUAUCAUCUGAUCAUAACACCCUGAUUCAUUCUCCUGGAAGCUUAACCCCUCCACCUCAUAAAAGCAAUGUCUCUGCAAUGGAAGAAUUAGUAGAAAAGGUGACAGGUAAAAUCAAUGUGAAAAAAGAGGAAAAGGUUCCAGAGAAAGAGAAAUUGACUCCUCCUAAGCCAUCAUCUCCCAUAGCAAAAGAAAACAAGGAAAUCCUGAAACCAGAGGACAUUUGCAACAAAACUCUUAAGAAAAAUGUUGAGGUAGAAAUUCAGAAAACAAAGAAGGAAGCCCAUAUGGAGCCUCAUACACUGAAUGGAACAGAGCCACUUAAACCAAAAGUCACAAAUGGCUGCAACAACUUAGGAAUCAUAACAGAUCAUUCACCUGAGCCAUCAUUUAUCAAUCCAUUGAGUGCUUUACAAUCUAUAAUGAAUACCCAUUUAGGAAAAGUGUCAAAACCAGUAAGUCCUUCUUUGGAUCCUUUAUCUAUGCUGUACAAAAUUAGCAAUAGCAUGUUAGACAAACCCCUUUAUCCUGCAACACCAGUAAAGCAAGUGGAUUCCAUUGAUCGGUAUUAUUAUGAAAAUAGUGACCAGCCCAUUGAUUUAACAAAGUCCAAAAACAAACCAAUUGUGACUAGUAUGACAGACUCCGUAUCAUCACCUUUAAGGGAAAGUGCUCUGAUGGAUAUUUCUGACAUGGUGAAGAACCUCACAGGACGCUUAACCCCGAAGUCUUCAACACCAUCUACCAUAUCAGAAAAGUCUGAUGCAGAUGGCAGCAGUUUUGAAGAAGCUUUGGAUGAGUUGUCACCUGUACAUAAGAGAAAAGGUAGGCAGUCCAACUGGAACCCUCAACAUCUCCUUAUCCUACAGGCCCAGUUUGCUUCUAGCUUACGGGAGACAGCUGAGGGUAAAUAUGUUAUGUCAGACUUGGGUCCUCAAGAACGAGUACACAUCUCUAAAUUUACAGGUCUUUCAAUGACUACUAUUAGCCACUGGUUGGCCAAUGUGAAAUAUCAAUUAAGAAGGACAGGAGGAACUAAGUUUUUAAAGAAUUUGGAUACAGGUCAUCCUGUAUUUUUUUGUAAUGAUUGUGCCUCUCAGUUUCGGACUGCAUCAACCUAUAUAAGUCAUUUAGAGACACAUCUGGGUUUUAGCUUAAAGGAUCUGUCAAAGCUUUCUAUUAAUCAGAUUCAAGAACAGCAGAAUGUUUCAAAAGUCAUUACUAACAAGGCUUUAAGCUCAAUCGGACUUAUUGAGGAGGACUCAGGCUCCACAUUCCAGUGUAAGCUUUGCAACCGAACUUUUGCAAGCAAGCACGCAGUUAAACUGCACCUUAGCAAAACACAUGGGAAGUCCCCGGAGGACCAUGUGAUAUAUGUAACAGAAUUAGAAAAACAGUAAUGUCUACUAGUUAUGCAGCCAGGUAUGCAAGUGACCACAAGACAUUGCACUAAACUUCAUAAUACUGCACUAGGCCUGACCUGAGCCUCUGAAAUCAGUCUUAUUUUUGUUGCUGAACUGCCUAUCUGGAAUUGUUUCCUUACACAUAUUUUAUAUUUAUAUUUAUAUGCUCUUUGUCUGAUUUGUGCAUGUUUUUUUUUUUCUUUUCUUUUGUGAGUCAAUGUUUGACCUUUAAUUUUCAACAUCUGUUCUUGAUGUUAAGCUAUCUUUUGUAGAAUGUAGUGGGAAACACUAUUGAGGGAUAUUAAUUUAGCCAUGAAGAAACACAAAGAACAAUAACAAUAAAAAUGAACAUACUCAGAUUCUAAAAUGACCAUGACAAUAAAGGUCAGGAAAUCUUGUGGUGUCAAAUUAACCCUUUGAGCACAGCAAUAGCAUUUCUAGGCCUUUAAAAACAAAUGAUAAAAGGUGAGAACACAGAAUUUGGAUUCAUAAGUAUGCAUGCAGUUAUGGGAUGGUGGAGAAAGCUAUAUAGUACUCUUAGGGUUAUUAUACCACUUAUUAUUUACAAACUAGUGCAACAUGGGAAAAAAAUAUAUAUUACAAAGAUAGCAUUAUGAUCUUAGAACCUGGAUGCUAAGUUUGCUCGUAAGAGCAAAAAGCGUAUGCAAAUCUGUAUUUCAAAUGUGUAUAAAGUAUUUCCUUUUUUUGUGAAAUAUAUACUACAGUUUCUAGUUAUUUGCAAAUGUAAGCUUUGAUACAAGCCUAUCUUCCUACAUUGUGCUGCAUUUAUCUCCCUUUGCUACCAGCAGGCUAUAUACUUCAUUUCAGGUCCUCCUGGCAGCAAGGUUGAUAAAAUAAUAGAAUAUUCUUGGGCAAAUAUUGGAUUAUGUUUCCUGUAAAUAGUAGACAUUUAACUUAAGAGUACAUGUUACAUAUCUUAUCAUUUGAAACAGUACCGCUUCCUUUGUAUCUUUUGGCCGUAUGGUUUCACUUUGAACUUUUUAUAUUGUCAUUUUAUAUUCAAUUCCUAUGUAUAUAAAAUGUAAAAAAAAAAAAAAAAUCACAUUUUUUUUUUUAAUAAAAUGAAGUUCCUGCAGAUUGACUUUAACAGAUACAAUUUACUGGCGCCUGCAUCUUUUCAGAUGCACGUACAAAAGAAACUAUCUGACAAAAAAUUAAAUAAAUACAAAUAAAGCAAUGCACUAUGAAUUAUACAUUUUGAUGUUCUAUCAUUAAUAUUGUACAGUACAUUUUCGGUUCACACAAUUAAAUCCACUGUUUUCUCAAGUGUGAAAUAAACCCACAUGCAGUUCUUGAUUUA
This is a messenger RNA of Bombina bombina (fire-bellied toad), 6637 nucleotides long. RefSeq names its product teashirt zinc finger homeobox 1 (gene TSHZ1). Gene Ontology annotation, molecular function: DNA binding; DNA-binding transcription factor activity, RNA polymerase II-specific. Gene Ontology annotation, cellular component: nucleus. The transcript has 2 exons. Gene Ontology annotation, biological process: regulation of transcription by RNA polymerase II. Lineage: Eukaryota; Metazoa; Chordata; Amphibia; Anura; Bombinatoridae. The record is from RefSeq and is a predicted model, not a curated record. The coding region runs from base 2095 to 5313 and encodes 1072 amino acids.